AUGCACCCAUGGCAAGACAACCGUGAAAACGACAGCACAUCAAUGGCAGAUCACGAUCCGACUGAACCUCCAGCAAAGAAGACCAAGACACAAAGUGAGACUGGAUUUGAGGCUUGGGCAUCCUGGAAAUAUCCUCCCGAGUUCUGGGCUAGGCUCUCUGAGAUCAGCCUGACACCCAGGGCUAUAGAAGAGCACAACCGCCGCCUCCGUCUUCAGCACCAUCCUUCUCCGCCCCUGCCUGGACAAAAAGAACCAGUUGAACAUCUUGUGCAUAGGUUACCAGCGAGACACCUUGCUCGAUUUUCAAGGCACGGCGGUCCGGAUCUCUCUGGUCUUCGCGGGUAUCCGGUAACAAUGCGUCAGCUUUCUGUCGCCAUGAGUGCGAGCCAAUCCUCGCAAAGCCGGGCGACGAUGUGCGUUGACCCCACCUCAACCUUUCCUACCUCGGUAACGACCAAAACGACCAAGACUAAGAAGACGACGCCAUAUGACCGAAACUUCGAUUUACAUCUAACCGACCAUAGUAUUCACCCCGUGUACUCCUCACGAGAGCCAAACUUAGUAGAGAUCAUGACGGCGAUAGCUGUACCAAGACCAUCUCUUUCGCCUUCUAAAUUUUUCAAUAGUACUUUUAAAGCAUUUCAAGAGAGUAACGCCCGGGCCAAAGACGAGGACGAUGUGUUGGCCAAUGUCCUGCCAACCAUCCUCGGACCCCGCCAGACUGCCCACGCAACCGCUCGGAACACGGUGUUUACAAACCUCGAGCCGCUCACAGACGGGACCAUCCCUCCACCCCGACCAGACAUCUACUACGGAGCACAUCCGGAAGAGCUGUCCCGGUCUCCCUGGGCUCCCAACUUUUUUGUCGAGGUGAAAGGCCCAGAUGGUAGUGCAGCUGUGGCCACACGGCAAGUUCGUUACGAUGGUGCGGUCGGAUCGCGCACUAUGCAUAGCCUGCAGAACUAUCGGGAAGAGGAACCCAAGUACGACAGCCAGGCCUACACGUACAGCUCGACCUACCACGCCGGCACUGGCACACUUCAGUUAUAUGCCCACCACGUCACGACGCCAACAGAGAAAGGAGGACGGUCCGAGUACCAUUUGACUCAGAUGCGGACAUUUGGGAUGACAGACACUCGCGAAACUUUUAUCCAAGGAGUCACUGCACUCAGAAAUACCAGGGACUUGGCAAAGCGGCAUCGGGACCGUUUCAUCCAAGCAGCAAGCGCUAGAGCAUCCCAGUCCAGAACAACCGUCUCCCAGGACAUCGUUGAAACACUCGAAGGGGAUCCAAACACAUAUCAGUCCGAGUGGCGGGAUGGUGAUGGGGAACUUCAACAAUCCACCACCGACGCUAGUGGUAACGGCUUUGAAGACGGUGGCAAAGCAAUUGCCAAUCCUCAGCCUCUCUACAUAAAGGGUGAUUCAGAAGAAACGAAUCAGAGCUCUGAGGCGCUCGAAGAUGAUCCAUCUCUGGGGCUUAUGACGAACUUCGCAUCGAGCUUUAGCAGCGCGAAACGUCCUAGGAAGUCAGUUAGUCUGCCGUCCCAGAGUCGAAAGCGGUUCAGGAAAAGACAUAUAACAGAGUCGUCCCCAUAA
Messenger RNA from Hypoxylon trugodes, 1599 nucleotides. RefSeq lists its product as uncharacterized. The transcript has 3 exons. The coding region runs from base 1 to 1599 and encodes 532 amino acids. The record is from RefSeq and is a predicted model, not a curated record. Lineage: Eukaryota; Fungi; Ascomycota; Sordariomycetes; Xylariales; Hypoxylaceae.